Molecule: messenger RNA, 1456 nt
Organism: Paramacrobiotus metropolitanus
Lineage: Eukaryota; Metazoa; Tardigrada; Eutardigrada; Parachela; Macrobiotidae
Exons: 2
Coding region: 579-881 (100 amino acids)
Source: RefSeq, a predicted model, not a curated record
GCAUCGUCGUCCUAAGUGUUGAGCAAAUUAAUUAAGGUGAAGGGGAGAGUUUUAUCGCCAAAGCCGUUAAGCGACAGCGCGUGCCAGCUGAAGCGCGGGCGGAUAUACACUGUACCGGCGGAAGGGAUUAUCCCAUUCUUUGCUGGUGGUAGGGUCCGUUUGCUUAAUAGUGUUACACUUGAAAGGAUACUUCCUGAAAAGUCCAUUCAAGUGUAGCUUGCUUUAGACGUUUAAGUAGAACAAAUUAAAAAACUCUUCCCCGGUUGGUGCGCGCGCACCCGGCACCAUCCACAUUAUACAAAUUUGAUUCCUCAUAUACGUCAGACCGUUCAGCGCCCCGGCGACGACAUUUAAAAACCGUCCCCGUUGCGCGGCUGGUGCGGAUCAUUUAGUUUUAAGUUUGAGAGAGCCCCGGCAAUCCCACUUGAUCAUUUAUCCAUCUAUAUAUUUGCCUACUUAAGUGAGCCCGCUGGGAGAUUGAUUUAUAUUCCCUAUAUCCGCUAUUGCAUUUUAUUGGUCUUUUGGAGAUUUCUCCUUUUUGACUUUCAUAUCGUUCAAGUACCGUAUAUACCGCCAUAAUGUCACUUAUGUCCACGGUUUCGGUGGUGGUCUGCGCCGUGCUUCUCAUCUGCUCGCUGGUCUGUGUGCAGGGUCAGUUUUUCACCAAAACCGACAAGGCAGUGCCACGCAUCGGACGCCGGAUGGAUCCACAGCUGGUCAACAACGGACAACUCCUGGCGGAUAUACCGAUUAGUCAAGAUUUACACGAUCAGCCCUUCCUUUACGCUAAAUUAGCCAGUAUUAACGACGCCCGUCGGUGGGAUCCGGUGAGCUUAUACGAUGGAUUUCCCGCGCGAAUGAGCAGAGUGGGACGCCGGUGAAGUGCCGCUAAUACUGUCUGUACAGCCUACAGCACAUUAUUCUCAUACAGUCACGACGUUUUAUUCCAGGAAUAUUAUGACAGUGCCUGCUGGAAUGGCCUACACCUAUACCAAUUAUAACUUGAGAGAAAUUAUUAUUGUUUUCGAUCUAGAAUAAAUGGAUAUCCAAGGGUGCUUUUUUAUUUCAUAUACCUAGAAUUAUACCAUUUGGCUGCGGAAUGGCUCGGUAAUUCGCAAAAUAAUGUUUCUAUUUUACAUUUAAUUUAUCGCAUGAAUGCAUGCUUAUCAAGUUAUCAUCAUGAUGAUGUCAGUAAGAUAGUGAAACUGCGUUUUCAUCAUUCCCUGAUCCCUUGAGACCGUUUUAUACUGAUGCCUGUUCAUUUACAAGAGUUAUACACUAUUCAAAGUUGCUGCUGUUAAAGUUAGUCUGUUACUAAUUUUAGAUUAAUCUGCGGAAAUUCUGAUUGUUUUUAAAUACGAUCCCGGGUCUGGGCAAUAACUGUGUACUCGUAUUAUGGCUCGUGGAAAUUCUGUGCUGCACAUGAUGGUAAACCGAUAAAGCUGCUGCUGCUGGG